Molecule: messenger RNA, 3501 nt
Organism: Odontomachus brunneus
Lineage: Eukaryota; Metazoa; Arthropoda; Insecta; Hymenoptera; Formicidae
Product: putative fatty acyl-CoA reductase CG5065
Exons: 9
Coding region: 146-1675 (509 amino acids)
Biological process (GO): long-chain fatty-acyl-CoA metabolic process
Cellular component (GO): peroxisome
Molecular function (GO): alcohol-forming very long-chain fatty acyl-CoA reductase (NADP+) activity
Source: RefSeq, a predicted model, not a curated record
AAUGAGUUCACGAGCGGCAUUCAAAUGAUUCAGUUCUUGUAGAUUCUCGAACACGGAAGUGCGCGGAAAACAACGUUGCAUAGACCAUUGUCAAUCUUGCAAUUUUGUGCCACUUUAUUAAGUCGUAAAUUUCCUUUAAAGACGCAUGACGUUUCAAAGCACAACCAUGAACAAACCAACGACCACAAUCCAAUCCUUCUACAAAGGAAAGACCAUUUUUAUUACUGGCGCUUCUGGUUUCAUGGGGAAGGUACUUUUGGAGAAGUUGCUAUACAGCUGCUCCGAUCUCGACAAAAUCUACAUCCUCAUACGACCUAAGAAAGGACACAAUAUCGAAUCUCGGAUCGAUAACAUGUUCAAGCUGCCCAUGUUCCACAGAAUAUGUCAAGAAAAACGUCACGUUUUAAAGAAAGUAUUGCCGCUGAAUGGUGAUCUAACUAUGUACAAUCUUGGUCUUACCGACGAACAACGGAAGACGCUGAUGAACGAGGUGCACAUAGUAUUCCAUUUUGCCGCAUCUCUUCGAUUGGAGGCGAAAUUGAAAGAUUCCGUCGAGUUUAACACGAUUGGUACGAGAAAAGUACUGGAUCUGGCUAGGCAGAUCAAACACCUGCAGGUGUUCGUGCACCUGAGCACGGCCUUCUGUCUGGUCGAGCAAGAGCGAGUUGACGAAAUCGCUUAUGACGCCCCUCACGAUCCAAAUGACAUCAUGAGACUCGUGGAGUGGAUGGACGAGAGCGCCAUUGAUCUACUUACACCCAAACUAUUGGGUCCGUUUCCAAAUACUUAUAUUUACACGAAGCGUUUAGCUGAAACGCUAGUGACUAGGGAAUAUCCCAAUCUACCUUGCGUCAUCGCUAGGCCAUCAAUAGUAAUUCCUGCCAUGGCGGAGCCGUUGCCGGGAUGGGUCGACAAUUUGAACGGCCCUACUGGAAUAAUUGUCGCUGCAAGCAAGGGUGUCCUCAGAACGAUGCUAUGCAAUACCCAGUAUCAAGCUGAAGUUAUUCCGGUUGACAUAGUAAUUAAUUUUUUAAUCAAUAUCUCCCACAAAGUGGCUACCCAACAGAAGCCGAAAAGUAUACCAGUGUACAAUGCAGUGAAUAACGAUCACGUACAUGUCACCUGGGGUGAUAUAUUAAAAAUAAGUAAAAGCAUCUGUUACGAAUAUCCUUUCGAAGGACAAGCCUGGUAUCCGGGUGGAAACGUGCAUACUAACAAAUUUAUACAUUAUCUAUUGGUCUUCUUCUUCCACAUCAUUCCCGCGUACUUGAUCGACUUUUUGAUGCUGAUAUUUCUACAAAAAAGAUUUAUGGUCAGAAUUCAGAAGCGAAUUUCAACCGGCCUAGAGGUAUUGCAAUAUUUCACCAUGAGGAAUUGGGUAUUUGAUAAUACCAAAUUAGAAAUUAUACGCGAGGAAUCGUCGCCAGAGGAUAAAAAAAUCUUCCCACUCGUUUUUUCAAUGAACAUCAGAGAAUAUAUGAAGAUAGUUAUACUUGGCACGCGGCAGUACUGUAUGAAAGAGAGCUUGUCUAGUUUGCCUAAAGCUCGUCGGCAUCAGGCAACAAUGUACGUUGUCCAUCUUCUCACGAAAUUCCUCUUCUACUUCGGCAUACUGUUCUUCAUCUAUAAGAACUCGGAGAUGGUGAGGUACUGCCUGCAUUUACCAAGCUUGUAAAGUGACUGACGAUCAUGAGCGGCGUUAUGAAGAACGUUUAAGAAUAAUACCUCACUCACACGUUAGACUUUCGCUGGUACACAGACUGGCCUAGCCUUAUCAUAUGCAAUUGCUCUUUUCUAAAGCUCAUAAUGUAUUUUUUACGAGAAGUUUUAAAAUGGCAUAACUUAACUCGAAAAUGACAAGGUGGGGUAUGGGCAUAACCUAAACGGUACAUUUUGUUGAAUAGUAUAUAGGGUAAUUAUAUGUAUGUACUUGCUCAAGUAAUAUGAGCAAUUAUACGUACAUAUCAUUCCAAAUUCGCAGUAAUUAUCAGUUGAAUUUUUGUCUUAGUUUUGAAGAAAUCAUUACGCUUUUCGCAUCUCGUGAACUGUCACAGGUCGCAAAUACGUAGUAAUAUUAUAACAGCAUUAUAAUAAUAAUAAAAACUAAUGAGAAUAUUAAUUUUAUUGAUUAAAAACACAUUUUUGUAUUUACUUUAUGAAUAGAACGUCACAAUUUGCAAACCUAUGAACUUGAAUUUGCAGUGUGGGCUAAACAAUUGCAUUACGUUCAUAUAAAUGCUGUAACUUUGAAUAUAUGAAUAUAUAUAUUUGUUAUAUAUUCGUAACUUCAAUGCUUUAGCACUUAUGUGAAUGUUUUGUGCCAUUAUAAUUUUUAUGAUUAUCUUUAAUAAACUUCUCUGUGUAAUUAAACAUUCACUUUUAUUUCAAAAGAAGAAAAUAAAAUUUACAAGACUAAAAAUUCAAGUCUGCAGAUCUGAAAUUGUUCUGUUCAUAUGAUAAUUACAAAAUUAUAUUUUUUAACCAACAAAAUUAACAUUUUGAUUAGUUUUAAUUAGACACGAUGAAAACCUAAUGUUUUUGUAUCUUGAUAGCAAGGACUUAGAAAUUGCUGAAAAAAGUUGUAUGAUACAUUCGUAUCUCAUCUUAUGAUUGACAUUACGAGCCUUGUGAUUGCCAGGAUAAUGUGUUAAAGCUACUGUGUCUGUUAGUGUACUAUUCGUGUACGUAAUUUGCGCAAUGCAAUUUGUACAUAUAUUCACAUACGGAAUUUAUGCAAUUUGUGGCGAACAAACAAUGAAGAAACGUCCUCGAACGUCGUCCGAUUUUCUUUGAAAGACUUUGAACCACCUGCGAGCAGGCGAUGGUGCACGUGGUGGAGGAAAGCUCAAUCUGUAUAUUGUCGAUGUGCGCCACUGAUUUUAAGCUUCGACUUGAGCUAGGAUUUUUAAUCAAUUUCUAAUACACAUAUAGAUCAGGACAUUUCUAAGAAUGACUGAUCUAUUUUAAUUUAUCAAUCUUCACGUAGAAAUUGAUUAAAAACUCCAGCAUAAGUCAAAGUUCAAAAUCAGUUUCGCACACCGACGGUAUACAAAUUGAGCUUUUCUCCACUAUGUGUUUAGCGCACUACCGCCCGCUCGCAGGUGGUUCAAAGUUUCUCGAAGAAAAUCAGACGAUGUCCAAGAACGUCUCUUUAUUGUUUGCUCACCACAUGUUGCAUAAAUUCCGUAUAUGUAAAGUAGACCAGUCGUAUUUUUAAGAAAUCCUAGCGAUCUUAAUCAAGAGAUACGCGCGAGGGACGCGUGAUAAUUAUGGGUAAAGGUUUAAUUAAUGUAUUAUUAUGCUCUCUUGAUACAUCUAAUGUACAGUAUAUAUAAUACAGUUUGUAUAGCGUAUAUAGUACAUAUUCUAAACACGAAUAUGCUUAUUGUAAUAAAGGUGUAUGUGUACACAUAUAAACGCGCGCGCUACAUGUAUUACGCGUUAUAUAAUACCGACUCCGAAUUUCGAGACUACUUGAAGCCAUUAAAAGCCACCGUAUAA